AUGGAUGGCCUGAAUCUCGCCGAGGAUCUUCCGUUGAGCGCCCGCCAGGCUGGUUCUCCGUCCAGCGGCUCGACAAAGCCCACGCGACCGAAGAUGCGCCGCCGCCAUCAGGGUCUUGACGCCCAUCGCAACCCGGCCGAGGAUGCGCCGUUCCCCGCAUCGUCCCCAAGCUGCCUCCCCGCAUGGACUGCCGCUUUCUAUGCACCACCACGCAUUGGCGAGGCCAGCCAAGCUCGUCGGCUAACCGUCGCUGUGCCUCAUGCCGCAUGCCGAUCGAUCAAGUCACACAGCUCGCUCUUUCGAUCCACUCCUGCGCUCGCUGCACCUACGCGUUCCAUGCGAUACACUCUUGGCUGA
Molecule: messenger RNA, 357 nt
Organism: Moesziomyces aphidis
Lineage: Eukaryota; Fungi; Basidiomycota; Ustilaginomycetes; Ustilaginales; Ustilaginaceae
Source: the annotation of a GenBank genome assembly